Molecule: messenger RNA, 1791 nt
Organism: Hirundo rustica (Barn swallow)
Lineage: Eukaryota; Metazoa; Chordata; Aves; Passeriformes; Hirundinidae
Gene: CNR2
Product: cannabinoid receptor 2
Exons: 2
Coding region: 168-1217 (349 amino acids)
Biological process (GO): cannabinoid signaling pathway
Cellular component (GO): membrane
Molecular function (GO): cannabinoid receptor activity
Source: RefSeq, a predicted model, not a curated record
GACUGAGGCAGCAGAGCCAGGGUGCCCCGGGCUGUGGGAAAUGGGUCCAGCCCAACAGCCGCUGGGACAAAGCCUGGAGCUCUGCUGGGAGAGCGUGGAAGAGCACCUGAAGAAGUACGGAAGGAAGCAGAGGGCUCUCUGUGAGCUCCCAGCUCCAGGUAACCACCAUGGAUACUUGCAGGACACCUGCCAACGCCUCCAAGUGCAGCGGGAACACCAUGGAGUGCUUCAUGGUGCUCAGCACGCAGGCACAGAAGAUAAGCAUCGGCAUCCUGUGCGGCCUCUUUGGGACAAUGUGCGUUUUUGAGAAUUCCUUGGUGCUCUACCUGAUUUUCUCUUCCCCCGGGACCAGGAAGAAGCCUUCCUACCUCUUCAUCGGCAGCCUGGCCCUGGCUGACGUCCUGGCCAGCAUCAUCUUCGUCUGCAGCUUCGUGAACUUCCACGUGUUCAACGAGGCUGGUUUCUCCAAGGAGGUGUUCCUGCUGCAGCUGGGAGGGGUGAACACGUCCUUCUCCGCCUCCCUCAGCAGCCUGCUGCUCACGGCCCUGGACCGCUACAUCUCCAUCAGCCGGCCCUCGGAAUACAAGCUCCUGAUGACCAGGAGAAGAGCCUGGGCGGCGCUGGGGGUGCUCUGGGUGACCUGUGCCACCAUCGCUUGCCUGCCCCUGCUGGGCUGGAACUGCUGCGUGCUGGACUCCUCGUGCUCCGAGCUGUUCCCCUUUGUGGAUGACAAUUACCUGUCGGGCUGGCUCUGCUUCGUCAUGGUCCUGCUGGGCUGCAUCGUCUACGCCUACGCCCACGUGCUCUGGAGGGCUCGCCAGCACGUGGCCUACAUGGAGAAGCACCAGGCACAGGCAGGGAAGCAAAACACCCGGAUGAGGAUGGACGUGAUGCUGGCCAAGACCCUGGCGAUGGUGCUGGCUGUCCUCGUGCUCUGCUGGUCCCCCGUGCUCGUGCUCAUGAUCUACAGCGUCUUCGCCAGGCUGAGCGACCGCCUGCGCAAGGUGUUCGCCUUCUGCAGCACCCUCUGCCUGCUCAACUCCAUGGUGAACCCCAUCAUUUACGCCCUGCGGAGCAAGGAGCUGUUCUCCUCCCUGAGGAGGGUGUUCUCCCGCUUCAGGAGGCAGCUGAAGGCCGCUGAGGAGAGCCCUGAAGCAGAGAGCACCCACAAGUCCUCGGCGAUAGAGACGGUGUGCGAGGACACGCACACGAUGUAGGGAAACCCUGGCGCUCGGGCUGGAAGGAACGCUGGAUCGCUUUCCUUUUUCUUUUCUCUUCUGCUGGGAGCUGAGGGAUCAGCUGUGAUGUGGAGACAGCUCCUGCUGCUGUCACCCUUCGACACCGUGUCACCCUUCUCUGCUCUCGGGCACACGGUGGGACUGUUGGGGUGUCCUGUGCAGGGCCAGCAGUUGGACCGGAUGAUCCUUGGGGUGUCCCUUGCAGCUCAGGAUAUCCCGUGAUUCUGUGAUAAUCUCCCAUCAGGGGAGGUUCACGUUGGACAUCAGCAGGAAUUUCUUCAUGGAAGUGUUGGUCAGGCUUUGGCAGGGGUUGCCCAGGGAGGUUUGGAGCUCCCGUCCCUGCAGGUGUCACCUGGAUGUGGCACUCAGUGCUCUGGGCUGGUGACAAAGUGGGGACUGGGCCCGGCUUGGCCUGGGAGGGCUUUUCCAACCUCAAUGGAAUGCAGUGUUCUCACUGUGGCUUAAGGACUCGGCCAGGGCUGGGGCACACAGGACCUUGCAGGCAGCACAUUUCUCCCAGUAGAUUUCAGGAGAACUGACCUAACCACACAGG